UGUGAAUGACCCGCGUCCGCGCUACUGCCGUCCCGUGCAAAAUCAAAUGCCCUACAUAAUCUUAUCUGUGAAUUUCUCGCGUCUGAUCUUCUUCUCAGUUCUCACACUCGCAAAUUACUGUAGAAGUUAAAAAGGCACUCAUAGUUUCCGAGGGAACUAUGGCAAUGACCAUGACCACUGCAGUGGCGUCGCCGUCCAGCCGGCUGCUUAUCGACUCUCGCCAUAGUACCGUUAGCACUAUCCCCAAGAAUGUGGCAAUUUACCCAGCAACAGCAGUUACAAAUAAGGGGCUAUUGAAGCACUGUAUAUCCUCGCAAGGAUGCGUAAGAUCUCUGGUGAAACCAGUUUCGGCUGCUAGUUCAGGGCUAGAGGCAGAUUUGGCUGAUGAACGCCUUAAAAAUGCAAAGAUAGUUGUUGAAUCCAAAGAAGCUGAGAAGAUACAAGUCAGAGUAGAUGUGAACGAGGAGUACACAGAAAUGGUUUUCGACAGCGUUUUGACAAAAUUAGCAAAAUCAGAGCAACCAAUUCCAGGCUUCCGCAGGGAAAAAGGAGGGAAAACGUCCCAGGUUCCUAGGGAAUUUCUACCGCAGAUACUUGGUGAAGAGCGAGUUACCAAUUCUGUAAUACGAGAAAUUAUCAACUCAACUCUUGCUGAUUAUGUGAAGAAGGAGAAUUUGGCGGUGAAGGAUAACAAGAUUAGCAUCACACAAACUGCGGAUGAACUCAUGUCAUCCUUUGCUCCGGGAACUGAAUUCGGGUUCAACGCCAUCUUAGAACUUGAAAAAUCAAAAACUGAAGCCACCACAUAAACCCACAGAAGAAGAUUUUGCAACAAAUCUAAGAAAGGCAGAGGGGGAGAUACAAAUUUUUACAUGUGGACAUGAAAACUAAGCAUGGUAGUAAAAUUUUCCAUUGUCAUUCCUGAUGACAUGGUGAGAGUUGUAGUUCCUGGGUCUAGAGAUAUUGUUAAUUAUUGUGGCUUGAUUAUGCGGCACACUAAAUUGUUCAGAGAUGAUAAUUGGCCGGCAAUAAUUACAAAACCAUGGAGAAGCGAUGUAGUUGAAGGUUAAGGUAACAAUUUACUUUCAAUGUCAAAUUGACUUCUUGUUGCAUGUGCUAUUACUUUCAAUAGUUUUACAUAUUUUAUCAGGAUAAACUUGAAACUAGUGGUAUGCGAGAACAUGUGUUGCAAGCCCUUGUGAUUGACAGUCUGACACUAUGCAAAGGCUUUUUAGAGCAUGGAACACUCGAUGCAUGCUGACUACUCCCGUUAUGCCACUGAUAAAGAGAGACCUUCCAUAGACUGUAUGAUGUUACACCUGAUGACUGGGUGUUUCUUGUAGGACUUUUUAGAAGUCCCGCAUUCAAGGUUAUGAUUGAGUGGAACAAGCUAACCGGGAAAAACAAAUAACUAAGCACUCUUGUGGCUCAAAGUCAUUUACAGAAGUGAAGGAAUCAUUGCUCCAGGAAAUUGUGGCUCAACAGCAAUCUGAAGAAAAUGAGCAUUCAAUCAGUUGCAGGUGAGAUUUUAACCACUAUACUUGGUGAUCGGACUAACUAUGCUCGUUGAAAAGGGUUUCGAAAGAGGCCUCCAUAAAAGAGUUGUGUGCAACAGGUAGACUUACAGGCAAGUAUGUCUUCUACAAUGGGAAGUAUGUGCCAAGAGAUGCAAGAAAAAAUGGAAAGAAUAUUGCUGGAAGAACGUGAGCAAGUGGCUGCUGAGUUGCAAAGAAAGAAGAACAACUGACUUCUGAGUUACUAAGGAAACUAGAAGAGGAGCGUGACCGCAUGGAUAUACAAGUUGGCCAAAGGACUCAAGGGAAGAUGGAUGCAUUCAUGAUCAGAAUGCAACAGCAAAGAUAAAGUAUUCAACAAUGAGGACAUGAAGUUGCUCAAGGAGUUUUUUUGAAGAUAUUGGAGUAGUUUGAAAAUGUGUGGCUAAAGCCGGCUAUGAAAUGGGAGUUGGGCCAUUUCUGCCGAACUGAUGGCCGAAUGGCCAAACAGUGUUAGACUUCUUUCAUUUCCAAGUAUCAAGGGCUUUCGGUGGACUUCUUUCAUUUCCAAAUUAGCUUGUGACAAGUCCUAGCAUUAGUAUGAGUUUGUUGACCGCAUAAGGGCAAUUCAUCUUGAUCGCGUCAACCAGAUACCAUUCUAAUUACUGCUAGUUGGACUCAUUUUGUAUUCCUUCAGCUGUGUUUCAAGAAGAUGAAACAUAUAGAUAACCCUUAAACUAGCCACCAACUCUCAAGUAGAGGUGUUUCUCUGGUUAUUAGUAUAGUUAAACCUACUUGAUAACGAGUUUAACCGAUUAUAUAUGUAUUUCGCCUUUCAAAAAUUGCAUUGUCUUGUGAGAAUAAAGCCACAUAGUCAUGUAUUACAACCAAAUAUUGGGAGAGAAUAGUGGCAUCGUCUCCAGUGAACCCAGAAUAGUGAACAUCAAGUUAUUCUCAUUCAUUCACUAUAUGGUGUACUUGUUUCAUAGUACAUGAAUAGUU
Messenger RNA from Solanum stenotomum, 2495 nucleotides. RefSeq lists its product as uncharacterized. The record is from RefSeq and is a predicted model, not a curated record. Bases 159 to 809 code for a protein of 216 amino acids. The transcript is spliced from 5 exons. Gene Ontology annotation, molecular function: ribosome binding; peptidyl-prolyl cis-trans isomerase activity; protein folding chaperone. Gene Ontology annotation, biological process: 'de novo' cotranslational protein folding; protein transport; protein unfolding. Lineage: Eukaryota; Viridiplantae; Streptophyta; Magnoliopsida; Solanales; Solanaceae.